GCUAAGCAUUACAGACCAAAACGUGUCAAAGAAGUUUACGAAUGGCUUCUGGUUAAUAAUCUAGAGCAUUACUACAUUAACUUUGAGCAAAAUGAGCUGACGGAUCUGCAGAAAAUUGCUCAGCUCCAGUUACCAGAUGAAAGCACUUAUUUUGAUUUAGAAAUUACUAUGCCAGGACACAAGAAAAGAUUGGAAAGAGCAGGUAGAGUGGUGUUUCAUCAAAGUGGUUAGUCCACAGACUGGCACUUGCCCUGAGCCUUAUGUUGUCGGGUCCGCAGAUUUUUAUGGAGGUUCAAAUAAAAUGAUAUAAAAUAGUGAAAAAUAAGGCACCAGUCCCUGGUGCCGUGAGAAACUUAACAACAGGUCAUCUAAACUUAAAAGUUUGGGAAACACUGAGGUUAUCUAAUAGAUGACCAAUUAAUCUUUACUGUCACUAUAGGAUUGUCUUUUCUUUCAAUGCUUAGAAGAUAAUCAAUAAUUGUUUAUGUUCAAUUUACAUCCAAUUUAAGUUCACAGUAUAAAUUAUAAAUGAAUUAAUUAGAAUAUGUCUAAUUAUUUAAAUCUGAUUUUUAAUGUAAUGUCAAAGGCCAUAAAGAGUAAAAAAGCAUCAUUGCCUUGAUAAUUGCAUUGCAAAAUAAAUUUCAGUGCAAACAUUGCAUCAAUUGUUUUAAAUAGUAGUCUGCCAGUGGGGAUGUCAUCCCAGUAUCUGGCCAAGCCUCUUUUAUUGCACAUUGUAUUUGUAAUUUUAUUAUCACUUUAUGCUAUUGUUUCUCUUUUGUUACUACAGUAGUAAAUCUGAAACAGAAGUUGAUCCCUGAAAAACCAAUUACAUUUGGGAGAUGGGGAAGGCCAUCCUGUCUCCCCCAAGCAAAGUUUGAUUUCUUAUGUGUAAAAGCCUCAAUAUUUUCUCAUAAGAAACCAGCUGAUAAAGUUUGUAUAGGUAAGAAUAUGAUUAGAUGUCAUUUCUAUGGAUGUACUUGUCAUCCUGAAGCAAUCACAAAUUUGGUGAAGUUAACAUAUUUUCAAUUUUAAAAAAAUUGAUUGUUAUAAAAAGAUGUGUCCACUGUAAUAAAAUAUAUCAUGGAAUUUGAUUAUUUUUUUUUUACUUUAAUAUCUCAAUGAUCUAUAAGCCAUGUUUAUUCUCUUGCUCCAAUUUAAUAUUGAGAUACUAGAUGUGUGUGUUGAUUGUUUGAUUGACAGUUUGUUUAUCUUUUAGAAAAUCUCUUAACCAAAUUUUCUCAAUAAUUCUGCCCAUCCUAGCGAGCUGAAUUUCUGUAAACAGGCCAGACUGGUAACUUAUUUUAUCUUUCAAAUUCUGGCUGAUCCAAUAUUUACACUUUUCAGUAUUAAUGUAGCUGAAAUAUUUAAUAUCAAUAGGUUCAAAUUUGAAAGAGAUCACAAGUGUCAAGGAAUGUAUCAAUGAUAAUAAUAAUAAUUGAAUUUAGAUUUAAUAAAGCUGCUUCCCUGAAUAAAAAUAAUAAAAAGCAAAUGUUUAAUCCUCAUCAUUGACCCUACAGGCAUUAGAGGCCUGCUCCACCACAUCCAUUGGGACUGACUAACACUUUUUGUCUCCAUGCGCACUAGUGCCCAGCUGAUGUAAAUUCAUUCCUGCAUCAUGAACAGAGCUGUCUGCCCUUAGGUUUAUGUCUGAGAGUGUCUGUAAACCACUUUUGCUCCUCUAUAAUCAUGCAUCCUCUUGAGUUUUUCCUGUCAACGCAGCCUGCCUUUUUUAAUUUGCGCUACAAGGGUUGGGACUUCGUAUAACUGGUAUAUUUCUUGAUUUGUCCAAAUGCUCCAUCCAUAAUUAUCCUUUAAGACCCAGAGACUUUUCCUGUCCCACGUAUUGAGCAGGUUUUCCGCUUUCUCGGUGAGGGUCCAUAUCUCACUUGUAUACAUUACUACCUUUCUUAUAAUUAGCAAGUUAUAUGGUUUUCUUUGUUUUCCUUGACAAGUUUCUGCUUCCCAGUUUGGUCCUACAAAAACUCAGUUUAUUCAUUUCUUUUUAAAAUCUUUUGGCGUUUGCUAAUAAAUUGUCUUGUUAUAAAAUGUUAAAAGUCUCAUUUUAAAACAAUCUGAGGAAUAACACUGAUAUCUGAUAUAUAAUAUAAUCUUUUCUUCUAGACUUUAUGGUUGACUCUGGCAGUGAUGUUUCCACUGUCCAGGAGGAAAUCCUAAUGUCCUUGGAUCUGGAACUGCUAGGUCCCAUCUACAGCUGUGGUAUACACGGGGGAAACCACACAAACCUGUACAAAGCAUGUCUCAAAAUAGGUGAUGAGGAGAUGGACAUUGAGGUAAACUGGCAUAUAGUGCAUGACCAAAAUUAUGAAACGCAUUUGUACCAUGAAAAAUGUAUCUGUUAAUGUCAUAUUUGGAAUCAAAACAAUUGCUGUCAUUUUCGGUGCAGAUUACUAAGCCAAUUGUUCAUGUUCUUUAAGAUGAACAUUACUUUUUUCAAUAUCAAUAUUAAAGCUUUAAAGUGCUCAUGAAAUAUUGGUUCUGACCUGUACAUUUUGACUAUUUAUUUGUAUUUAUUUAUUUAUAAAUAUAUGUCUCUAUUUAUUUUUUUUCCAGAUUAUGGGCAGUAAUUAUGAUUCCUUAGGCAGUAGAGUUGUGAGACACUUUCGACAUGUUAUAGAUGGACAGCAUCAUGUAUGGCUUAAAGGAAAUUACAAAGAUCCACUUCCUGCUGUCAUUCCACUGCCAGCCCCCAAAAUGCUGCCAGGUAUCAUGGCCACCCCUGCAGUGCCUUCUGUCCCAUCUGCCAAAAUCAAGCCUACAGCUUCUUUCGCUGCUGGUCCUGGCAAAAAUAUCAGCACUUCAAAAGAGACAUCGGAAACCAACCUCAUCAAAAGAACAUCUGGUAAACGCAAAAUAGCUCCUUCAAC
This is a messenger RNA of Lymnaea stagnalis (great pond snail), 2885 nucleotides long. Lineage: Eukaryota; Metazoa; Mollusca; Gastropoda; Lymnaeidae. The record is from the annotation of a GenBank genome assembly.